GGCCACGAACAUAUAAAAUCAGAUCGCGCCAGAAGAUAUCCAUCGCAGUUCGCCGAUGCUAAUGUCCAUGCAGGAAUCGCAGACGCUGUUUCAGCUAUGUUUGAAUUCGAUGAUGCGAUGGAAGCCGAUGGCGGUGUUGGUGUUGAGGAGAACAAGGAGAGUCGCAAGGGGAAGUUGCCGGCGAGCGUGGAAGCCGAUGGUUGCGGCGCCGGCUUAGCGGGCGACGGCAGGCUGCUUAAGAGGAUCAUGCUUUCCCUGACGAAGCCGUUGUACGUCCUCGGGCUCGGCAGGGGGAGCUUGCGGUCGGAGAACCGCCGGAGGUUGUAUCGACUCCUGCGCAAGCUCGUGAGGAGGCAAAAUUGGGCCGAGGCGAGUGGGGUUCUGAGCGUACUUUUGAAGGGGACGCGCAAGGAUAGGUGUCCUGAGCAUAAUCGGCUCAAGUAUACGGUGAGACAGGAAUUUUAUUCUCUAAACUGUUUAGGUUAUUGGAUUUGUGUUUUUCUUUUGCGGCGAUUGUUAGGGCUACGAUUUAGUCACUGUUAGUCAUAUGGCGAGAAGAGAAAACAGUUAUUGUGCAAACGGUAGAAUCGCUGCUUCUUGAUUGCUUUCAGUUCGGGAAUCGUGUAGAAGAAGUCACUCUUUGGCUGCAUGGUAAUUUGUGGAGCUGGAAUUUCUCAGCAAUCAGCUUCUCUAAGAACAAAAAAUGUGUUA
Syzygium oleosum is the source of this 711-nucleotide messenger RNA. RefSeq lists its product as uncharacterized. The transcript has a single exon. The coding region runs from base 97 to 543 and encodes 148 amino acids. The record is from RefSeq and is a predicted model, not a curated record. NCBI's taxonomy places the organism in Eukaryota, Viridiplantae, Streptophyta, Magnoliopsida, Myrtales, Myrtaceae.